UUCUACUAAGAACACAACUUCUUAGAUCCAAGGAAAGUUUAUGCCCAGAUUAUCACUGGCACUUCAAGUCUAUCCAACAACAAGAGCAAGAGAUCCUUCAUGGAUGUUGUGAGGAGAAGUAGAAGCUCUUCUUCGCCAUCUUUCACCAGCAUCACCAAUUCCAGCAGCUCUCGCAGAUCAAGCUGCGAUCCCGGUGACUUUUCUUUCCUCGAUUACUCCCAGGUUUGCUGCCGCUCUCUCGAUUUGCUCUCGCCGGACCUCCCACCGCCUCUGGUGGAGGAUUCCUCGCCGGUAAACUCCCAUGGCUACACGCAAUGCAGCUCAAUUGCUCCCAAGAGCUUGUACCAUCCUCUAGAGUUUAAUCAGAGCUUCCAGGCGCAACUAGAGCUCCAGCAAACUUUGAUGGGUGAUCCCUCGUUUGGCAAUUCUUCUCUUCUAACUCCACUUGACGAUCACUCACAAGAUCAAAGAAAUCCGGAAGAUUUCCAUGGACAAGAGCUUGCAUACUACUGCCAAGUCGAGCCUCUGGACGAGAAGUAUCUCAGCCUCAUGGAACAUCCGCCGCUCUACGUGAAUUACUUGACUGAUGCCAAUCGGAGAAUGCCGCCGCUCGGAUCUUCCCAGGCGCUUGAUCAACCUGGGGCUCCGAGGAUCAUCUCAAACUCAUGCUCAAGCCCAACAAGGAAGAGAAGCGCGGACGAUCAAAACACCACGAACGCUCUCUCCAAACGCGAAAAGAUCGAUUCAUCUCCGGCUUCUUCUUGUUGCACGACUGCUCUCAACACGAACUUAAAACCGAGAUCGAGGCAAGGGACUGCCAAUGAUCCGCAAAGCAUCGCCGCAAGGCAAAGGCGUGAACGAAUAAGCCAGCGUUUGAAGAUCUUGCAAGACUUGGUUCCAAAUGGCUCCAAGGUAGACCUUGUAACCAUGCUUGAGAAAGCUAUAAAUUAUGUCAAAUUCAUGCAGCUCCAACUUCAGCACGACAAUCGUAACGAGUAG
Molecule: messenger RNA, 999 nt
Organism: Selaginella moellendorffii
Lineage: Eukaryota; Viridiplantae; Streptophyta; Lycopodiopsida; Selaginellales; Selaginellaceae
Product: transcription factor bHLH130
Exons: 5
Coding region: 100-999 (299 amino acids)
Biological process (GO): regulation of DNA-templated transcription
Molecular function (GO): protein dimerization activity; DNA-binding transcription factor activity
Source: RefSeq, a predicted model, not a curated record